Trichoderma gamsii is the source of this 2397-nucleotide messenger RNA. RefSeq lists its product as hypothetical. The transcript is spliced from 7 exons. NCBI's taxonomy places the organism in Eukaryota, Fungi, Ascomycota, Sordariomycetes, Hypocreales, Hypocreaceae. The record is from RefSeq and is a predicted model, not a curated record. Gene Ontology annotation, biological process: DNA-templated transcription. Bases 1 to 2397 code for a protein of 798 amino acids. Gene Ontology annotation, molecular function: catalytic activity; DNA binding; zinc ion binding.
AUGGGCAGACGAUCGAUGACCGGCCAGCUCCCUGCGUUUGGUCUGAAUACCACCCCAAUCAGCAAAAUCAUCGAAGAGACGAACGCCACGGGAUCCUCGGUCGUGUUGAUGAUUGAAACAAGAGAAAGCAUCGAUAACAUUGAUGAGAUCGCGGCGGUUCCGGGAGUUGAGGUGCUGUUGGUUGGAUCUAAUGAUCUCUCCAUAGAGUUGGAAGUUCCUGGUGAAUUCAAGAGCGCCGAGUUCCGCGGGGCACUCGAGGCCAUUAGCAAAGCCUGUAAGAAACAUGGCAGAGUGAUGGGACUUGCUGGAAUAUACGAAAAUCCGGAGCUACAAAACUGGGCAAUCCAGGAGCUCGGCGUGGGCUAUAUAUACUUGACUGAGCUGAAGAGGAGAUCUAUCGUCUCACGGGAUGGAGACAGCCCGAAAGCUGCCAAGCGGCGCCGACGACAGCCAUCGGACAACACCAACUCACUACGGCUCUCAGGAAACUCACCACAGCGAGCGGGAACUCCAGAUGAAACUUGGCCGCCGUUCGCCAACAGAAUUCCAGCAGCGGUGCCCGCGGCCAAUGCUGAAGCAGUCAAUGGUGAAGCGGCCUUGAGCGGUGGGCCGAGAAGAGAGAGCCUGAUGACAAUGCAUAAUGCCCUUGCAAGUGGCCAGUCGGAGGUCCUCCGUGAUGUCAAUGGGAGGAGGCGGUUUCUUGGCCCGUCCUCAACGUGGGCCUACAGUCGCCAGGUCAUGCGCUUGAUCAAGGACCAUCUGAAGCAUUCGGAGUCUCCAGAAGUGCCUCUCAACCCGGAUGGCCGAUCUGUCGAAUGGCCAUCAGUGAGAGCGAGAGGCCCGCUGAACAUGGACCAAAUCCCCUCCCUCGAUUAUGCCAUGUAUUUGACCAACACGGUCAGGUUUCACUUGGGCCAGUUGUACCACUUGUUCCACGAGAAAACAUUUAUGGAUGGGCUAUAUGAAUUUUACGAUCGAGGACCGCAGGCCGAGCCGCUCCCGGGCGGUCACUUGUGGUUCGUCCACUUUCUCUUGAUCAUGGGCUUUGGCCAAGCGCUGCUGUCCGGGAGCAUGGGCAACAGACCUGGAGGGUUCGAGCUGAUAUCACGCGCUAUCGAGCUUCUUCCAAAUUCCUUUGGCCUUUACCAAGACCCUAUUCUUUCUAUUGAAAUACUGUGCUGCCUCGCCUUAUACUUGCAGUCAAUUGAUCAUCGAAACAGCGCUUUCCUCUAUAUUGGCCAGGCAAUGCGCAUGGCUCUGAGCCAGGGACUGCAUCGGGAGCUUGUUGGAGACGAUCUCACCGAGGAAGAUGCCAAACGCCACCGGGCCGUUUGGUGGACGAUAUACAUCCUGGACCGGAGAUUUUCGUCCCUCAUGGGAGCACCCAAUAUGAUCCAUGAUGAAGAUAUAAUGGUUUCAUUACCCGACUUUGGGCACAACUCGAUUUUUUCCAAAUCCUUGACGCUGCACGUCGCGUUAUCGCGCUUAUUGGCCAAUGUCUUAGAGAAUGUAUAUGGCAAAAAUGGAGAGCUUGGGCUUUCCUUUUUAGAAAACACCCAAGAAGUAUUGAGAAAUCUCGCAGGCCUCGCGAGUGACCUCGAGGAGUCAUUUGAGUUCCGAUUUGAUCGCUCGGGGCCGACUUCUAGAGUUGCAGCCACGUUAAACUUAUACUAUCACCAGUGUAUAGUCCUCGCUACUCGCCCAUUACUCAUGUGCUUGAUACGAGAGAUGCUUGAGAAUAUCAGUGCAAAACGUGAGCACCGUCAACUAGCAGCACCAAUCAAAGCUCUACUCAAGACCUCACAAGAAUCUGCGACCAAAUCACUGCGUAUCCUUUUAUCUCUCCAAACACAGCAUCUAUUAGAGUCUUUUCUUCCCUUCGACCUCGACAGCACAUUCUCAUCUGCCUUUAUCCUUGCUUUGAUGGCAAUCAUCCCCCAUUGCCCCUUCAAAGAUGUGACGGAGAUUGAUACCAGUUUUUACCUGUUGAAUCAGAUGAUUGCUAGGGGCAGUUUUAUCGCCGAGUUCCGGAAAGAUGAGCUUGAGAGGCUUUUGGAAUUCUUAAGAUUGCUCAAUGUGGAAUUAUCAGCAACGACUCCAGUGGAAUCUCAGUUGGGAUAUCUUACCGCGACUGCCACGACGAAUGCCGCUGAGCAUUUUGCACAGAAUUUCGAUCAAACCAAACAAGCCUCUCAUCUGCCACCCCACCUAGAAGAGACAAGCGCAGUGAGCGGACUUUCGCCCAACCAGAUGUUGGGUUUGGCAGAGCUUCUUGACCAGGAUACCGCGAUUUCUCAGGAAGAUUUGCAUUGGCUAUGGACCAGCUCUGGCGUUGCUGACAGGCAGGGGGCCAUGUAUCACGUCGGGGAGGUGACUGAUACAUGGGCAACUGGAUGA